Staurois parvus is the source of this 346-nucleotide messenger RNA. The record is from the annotation of a GenBank genome assembly. Lineage: Eukaryota; Metazoa; Chordata; Amphibia; Anura; Ranidae.
AAGCAGACUGCUUCUACAAACAUUUCUGAAAGAAUAGGUCGCUCUCGGGAGCUCAGUGAAUUCAAAGGUUGUACCGUGAUAGGUUGCCACCUGUGCAAUAAGUCCAUCCAUGAAAUUUCCUUGCUACUAAAUAUUCCACGGUCAACUGUUAGUGGUAUUAAGUGUAAGCAACUGGGAACAGCAGCAACUCAGCCACAAAGUGAACGAGCUUAGUGCAUGCUGAAGCGCACAGUGCACAGAAGUCACCAACUGUCUGCAGAGUCAGUAGCUAAAGACCUCCAAACUUCGUGUGGCCUUCAGAUUAGCACAAUAAUGCGUAGAAAGCUUCAUGGAAUGGGUUUCUGUG